AUGUCGAUUUUGACAACGGGGGUAGGUGGGUGCGAGGGAAGGGGUGCAAUACUAAGUCUCCUGAGCAGGGAUGGUGACUCAGCAUAUAAUGUCAUUUCAAAAGGUCUUUCUGACAUUUGCUUCCUUGAGGGAGGACUGGCUUUCUUAUCAUGCGUGUGUGAAAAAGGAAAACAACGGUGGAGAGUCCUUCCAUUUAAUAGGUUUGUGUAUCACACCAGACAGUUUUGGGUGGCGUACACAAAAAGCAAAGAAAUGACUCCAAAUAGAAAAAGGGUAAGGCGAAGUGUAAGAAUACAGUGGUACCUCGGGUUAAGUACUUAAUUCGUUCCGGGGGUCCGUACUUAACCUGAAACUGUUCUUAACCUGAAGCACCACUUUGGCUAAUGGGGCCUCCUGCUGCAGCCACACUGCCGGAGCCCGAUUUCUGUUCUUAUCCUGAAGCAAAGUUCUUAACGUGAAGCACUAUUUCUAGAUUAGCGGAGUGUGUAACCUGAAGCGUAUGUAACCUGAAGCGUAUGUAACCCGAGGUACCACUGUAAUAGUUUUUCCACAUAAUGAAGGAGAAAAACAUCCUCAAAUAAGAUAAUAUCUUGAUGAUAAUAGUUUAAGAGCCAGAAACCUCUUUGCUCAGCUGGAGAUCCAGUGGAUCAUAACUCCACUCAUCCUAGCUGAUUUAGCCUUAGGAUAGUACCCAUAUUCAUGACUGCUCAUUUUAGUUGGUCUGCUAUGAGCAGGACUAAUAUCAGAGGCAGCUCAUAGUAGCUAUGAUUUCCCUUUCCUUCCCUUUUACUUAUUUCCUACAUUUCCCUUUCAAUCCAAUUUGCAGAUCUUAUCUUUAAAACACUGAAAGGUGGGAUAGGCAUGGAUUUGCACCACUAAGACUGAAUAAGCAAAAUGUUUAUCAUUAGAAAAUUCUGUCUAAUUCAUCCUUUCCAUAAUUUAAAUGUCACUUCUGAUGCCAGAUUUGUUGAGUGCAUGUUGGGGCAUACCAAUUUUAUUUAAUCUCAAAACAGCUGUGGAAAGCAAUCUGGCUUGAUUAUUUUUUAUUUUUUAUUAUUAUGAACCAACAUCAGGUGCCUUAAAAUGCAACUCUUUUGUUUGGGAUAAGUUUUUAAUUUACUUAACAUAAGAGAGACUUCUGCACAAAAAUAAUCUGCAGUUUGAGCCAUUGUACUUAUCAGCUACAUUUACAUACAGAGAUGGAUUUCUGUUUUGGUCCUAUAAUAUAUUUGUGGGCAGAUACAAGACAUUGCGGUGUCUGAGCCAGAAAACCCAGAUGGCACUCUCUACCCACCAUGGUGGCAAAAAAACAUCUUGAUAAGCCAAAGCACGGAUCAUUUGUUUUUCCUUAAUAGCACCAAAACAUUUACACAUGAGUAGGCUGAUUAAAUAAGAACAUAAGAAGAGGCUGUUGAAGCAGGUCAAUGGCCUUUCUAGUCCAGCAUCCUGUUCUCACAGUGCCCAACCAGAUACCAGCGAGCGGCAAUAAGGACAUGAGCAAAACUGCACUCUGCCCACCUCUAAUUCCCAGUGACUGGUAUUAAGAGAGGUAUGAAGACAGUGUAGGUAGAACAUAGCCAUUGUCAAGGAGCUGACAAGCAAGCCAGGUCAACCACAGGGCAGGCACAUACACGGGAUGCAUGAAACACAAUUAACUCAUUAUUAACAGAAAAUAACAACACAGUAGAGUCCUCUGUUCUGUCUCAAGCCAGCUGAGAUGUUGCUGAAGCUGACUACUAGCUCCACACUUCCCCCUCUAGCCUUCCACUUUAAAUCCCUCCCAAGCAGAUGAACCAUGCAUCAAGUGGGUGAGCUCCUCCUCUGGCCAUCGUAGGACUUUCCUCAAAUGGAAUGCUGGAGGGGGGAGGAGAGCCAGCAGGCCUUGGGACUGUGCUGCUGCUGUGUAGAAGGAGCAAUAUCUGACUCCUCCUUGUCUGAGUCUGCACUCACUCUGUGACUCUCAGCUUCUAAUCCUGUCCUAGAAGGCCCUCUUUCUCCUGAUCUUCCUUGAUCACUCAACCCCCCUGCUUCUAGCACCUCCCAACUCAUCCCUUCUGCAGACUGGUCUUCAGUGUCCCACCACCAGGAUCCAGGAUCUAAGUUGUCAUCUUCUGUGCCCUCCCUGGGGAGCUCCUGGGCAGGCAUCUCCCACCACUCUUCCUCAUCCAGCCAGUCCCUGACAGCCAUCAAAGCUAGUAGCCACUGAUGGUCUUAUCCUCAGUGAUGCCUUAUCCUUAAAUAACUCAGGACCACAAUGCCCCAAGGACCGCUUUUCCCCACAUGAACCAACCCAGACCCUGUGAUCAUCACCUGAGGCCCUUCUUCAUGUGCCUCUUCCACAAGAGGUCUGGAAGGAAGCAACAUGAGAAUGGGUUUGCCUGGUGCCUUGGUUACAUCUGGCAAACAGCAUCUGGCAAAUGGCAACGCUAGUGAUGGUGGGAUGUUCAACCAUAGUGUGAUGUUGAAUUCCACCUCUUCUGUUUAUUUCCAGCUGUGGGGGGUCUUUCUGGGCACUUCAGCAAAUACAGAGGCAGGGCUAGUGUUGCAGCACUAUCCAUUCAGGCCCCGUACAAUCCCAGCUGGCUAUGAACUUUCCAAGUACAUUUGAGGCAACUUGAGCGGGAAAGAGAGACCCCAGAUUGAAUGACCUUAUAGCGGUGUCAAUAAUUGGAGGGCAGUGACUCGGUCAGAGCUAGUCCAUCUGGCAUGGAACUAGAGGCCUAGCCUGGAACAACAUGUCAGCGCUAUUACAGAUCGGUAAGUAAUGGCAGGUUUAUUGGCCUUGUAAGCGAGCAAACCCCAUUGCCAUGGCAACCAGAAAGAAUAGGUAUGAAACAGGCCAGCAGCAAGAAAGAGGGGAGUGGAGCUAAGGCAGAAUUUAACGUAUUUAUGAAAACACAUUGCAGCUUGCUUUUCCAUCCCAUCAACAGAACCUUCAAAUCAACCAGCAAUCACAAGCAUAAGAUUAAAUCUGAGCUGAAAAAAGUCAACAAAAAUUAAUUGAGGCUGGACAAGUGUGAAAUGGACCCCCACGCCCACCCCAAAACAGGGGAAAUUAAUUUUCUUAAAUUUUCAGGGUGGGAUUGCUUCUUGCCUAACCUCAUCUUAUGAGAUAGACAAAGGGUUUACUUUUUUUCCAUUGCUUUCUUAAGAUUCUCAUGCCUCAAAUUAAGGCUGACCAUACCUCCUGGAAUGCAUUUGGAGCAAAUGGCAAUAUCAUGCCACAUUGCAUUGUGUCACUCCCAAGGCCUGAGGAAAGUGGCGAGAGGUUCUUUCCAAUCAGAAAUAGUAGGGAGGGAAAGGUGAAGUUUCAUCAAUGGCAAACAAAAUGACCACCUCAAACGCCGAACCUUCUCCAACGCAACAAUUUCCUUUUUGAGGUGAAGCAACCAGAACUGUGGCGUUUCCGUGUGCUGCGCUGGCUCGCCAGAUGCAGCUUGUCACGCUGGCCACGUGACCCGGAAGUGUCUGUGACCCGGACAGCGCUGGCCCCCGGCCUCUUAAGCGAGAUGGGUGCGCAACCCCAAAGUCGGACACGACUGGCCCGUACAGGCAGGGGUACCUUUACCUUUACCUUUUUAAUCAGAACUGUAAGCAGAUUCCAGAUGUGCUCGCUCAAUAGUUUUGUAUAACGGCACUAUGAUAUGGACAUUUUUAUUAUCAGUUCCUUUCUUAAUGACCCCAAGCUUGGUAUUAGCCUGUUUCACUAUGCAGACAUCUUCACUGAUCGAUCCACUAUGAUCCCUAAGUCUUGUUCCUGCUCAGUCACAGCCUGUUGAGACCCCAUGAGCAUGUAUGUAAAAUUAAGAUUUAUUUUUUUGCCUUUGUUACAAAUAUGUGUAUUGGAUAUACAGUGGACGCUUGGGUUGUGAACGUGAUCCGUGCGGGAUGCAUGUUCGCAACCCACAGCAUUCACAACCUGAAGUGUCUGUAACCCGAGGUAUGACUGUAUAGGACAUGUAUAUAAUGAUAUGGAUAUUACAGAAGUAUUUAAAAUCAAAGUUGCUGUCUAUGCUUAGAGUCAGAAAUGCUUGUCCAAAGCAGCGCAGGUGAGCAGCCAGAACCUUGCCCUCAGCAACGGGAGAUUAAUAACUGACCAGAUAAGAGGAAAACAGAUUGAAUUGUAAUAAUAAGGGUUAGCACAAACAAGGAGAAUUGCCAAAGACAAGUCUGGGAGGGAAGGGUAACGGAAUGUGCAAGUCGAAAACCUGCUGGAAAGGAAUGAUUGAGGAUGACACCUUGAUAAGAUAAAUGGAGUUUCUAAGUGGAAAACGACUCCAACUAUGGGAUGUCCAAUUGGAAGGCCAGGUAGGGUGUCCACGAGCUGUUCACACAUUGCUGUAGGCAAUAAUGUUGCAUAAAUGAUACAGGCACAAGGAUUUCAUGUAUUUACCUGACAGAAAAAGAGCAUAUAAGAAGAGCUGGAGGGCAUGUACCGUUGUCAGGCCAUGCUUGCGGCAAUAGCUUCAUGGCUGACAAGGACGUGGGUGGCACUGUGGUCUAAACCACUGAGCCUCUUGGGCUUGCCAGUCAGAAGGUUGGUGGUUCGAAUCCCUGUGACGGGGUGAGCUAUCGUUGCUCUGCCCCAGCUCCUGCCAACCUAGCAGUUCGAAAGCACACCAGUGAAAGUAGAUAAAUAGGUACCGCUGCCGUGGGAAGGUAAACGGUGUUUCCGUGCACUCUGCUUUCCAUCAUGGUGUUCCGUGCACCAGAAGUGGUUCAGUCAUGCUGGCCACAUGGCCUGGAAAGCUGUCUAAGGAAAAACGCAGGCUCCCUCAGCCUGAAAGUGAGAUGAGCAUUGCACCCCACAGUAGCCUUUGACUGGACUUAACCGUCCAGGGGUCCUUUACCUUCUUCUUAUUAUUAUUAUUUUAUUUCUUUUUUUUUAACCAUGGCUGACCAUUCAGCACUGUCUUAAUGAUUAAUAAAUCUCUGUUGAGCCUACCUUGUGUACCUGACUCCACUUUUCUUAGAGGCUUUCAGCAGUCUACUCCAAGGAAGGAAUCCUAGGAAUUUUCCUAACAGCCUUAAAAUGCAUCACUUAACACUUGUUUACAUUGCAUUUGCCACUUUAGCAUCCUGUUUUAAUGCAGCUUUGUCUCUCUCUUCACUACUAGUAUAGACACCACUUUCCUUUCCUACUUGAGCAGAAAUUGUAGGAAAGGGGCAGCCCACAGUGCAAUGUAGAGGCAGGGGCGAAGGAAGGUGUCGCUAUGUACGAUGCAUGCACAGUACGUAGCGACGCUGCGCAUGAGCUGUACAUAGCGGUUUGCCGGCGGUGCUGCUCCAGCGCAGUACGGAUGGUGCUGGGAUCCUCUGUUCGCAGCUGUAGCGGCGACGGAGGGAUCCCGGCACCAUUCGUACAGCGCUGGAGCGGCGGCGCCAGCAAACCGCUAUACAGUGCAUGUGUGGCGGUGCUACGUACAGCGCAUGCGUGUGAUGCCGCACAUGUGCUGCACUUAACGGUUGGCCGCUGGCGCUGGGAUCCUCUGCUCGCAGCUGUAGCCGCGAACGGAGGAUCCGUCACAUGCGGCGGCGGUGGUGCGAUGGCAGCUUGCACCGCUUUGAGCCCCCACAGGGUGACUUCUUGUCACCCCUGCAGACAUGGCACCCAGGGCGAACUGCCCCCCACCCCGUUGCGACCCCACUGUGUAGAGGCCUUCUAGUUACUGGCCUUAGCACAGCAGUUUUUGUCCACAACAGGGAAAAAUUCAUGAACAAAUGCCGGCUGUAAUCAUUGUUGUUGCUCCCUGCAAUAAAGCAAUACAAGAACUAAGGGAAAAGCCAUUGAAUGCCAAGAGAUAACACCAAUACAAUGUACAUUUGCAGUUGCCUUCUGAAAUAUGCCUACCAUUUUAAUGCUCAGGAAUAGGUUGUAGUUCUCUCCGAGGCAAAGCUAUCGUCAUUUAUACCCUGCCUAAAUCAAGGGCGGUCCAGCAACUAUUUAUGUUAUAUUCCCCGGUGGUUUAUGCUGUAUGUGCUACAUCAGGGUUGCAAUUUAAAAUUCUGGGCUCAUGCCAAAGGGGGAAGCAAGUUAAAAGCUUUGCUGUGAGCCCAUGGGGUGUUCUCUAGAUCUCAAGAAAGACCAACAAAUCAGAGAGUGACCCCUUCCUCCAUAGCUUUGCCCUUAAUAAACAGGCAGAUCAAUUCAGCCCAUUGAGCAAAAUUUAGGGUUGAUACACACCAUCUCUUUAAGUGGUGGAGGAAUCACGAUCCUGCCUUUUCAGAUGUUGAGCAGUUGCAUUUGACACUCCAUCAAUAUUAUAGCUUGCUCAAUUUUAUUUUUUUUAAGGGCUCAGGAUAGUGACAUAUAUGCAUCUUUGCUUGUUGGUGCAAUGACGCAUGGAGUUGUAUUACAGUUACAUGAUAAUGAUAAUAAUAAUAAUAAUAAUAAUAAUAAUAAUAUCCUAUUCUUGUACGCUGCACCUGAUCAUUUCUGCCUCCCCUCAUCCCAGACCUCCAGCUAGUUCUGGGAGGUGGGAGGGAGCUCACCUCUUGGACACAGUACUCAUGACUCUCGACUCGAGGAAACCUGAAGGUUUUGUUUAAGAAAUCAGAGCAUGGUUAUAUAGUAUAGGACGCAUGAUUCAUAAGACUGACCAAGCUCUAAGAAGUAGCUAAGCCAUUGGCCCAACAUCUGACCUACCCCUAUAGCUCCACUUUUAAAGAGUGUGGCAGGACCAGUCAGUUGCAUGGUUCUCACCCCUAGUGAGAUCAUAGAGUUGGAAGGGACCCCAAGGGUCAUCUAGUCCAACCCCCUGCAAUUCAAUAAUCUCAACUAAAGCAUCCAUGACAGAUGGCUGUGCUUGCAAGUGUGCAGUCCUAUGGAUGUGUGAGUGGCCAAUUCUGUCUGCACCAGUGCAGACAAAGACAUGUCCUUGAGACCUGAGUCCAACACUCUAACUCUCAUUCCAGUUCCAGUUUGGCUGGCCCUACUGGUAUUGGGUACCAUGGAAACCUCACUCUCUGAGGGCAGAAUGGAGACUGACUCAGACAGCUCCCCCUCCACUCCUGUGCAAUGUAGUGGGACCCUCUCCUAACACCCAACUUCUUGUUCCUCUUCCUCUGACAGAUCUUGCCAUCUCCUUCCCAACAUGGUUAGUGCCACAGCCAGAACCCUCCAUCAUCAUUUAGGAGGAGAACAUUUAAUAUCCCCAGGACUGCUGCAUCACCACUUAGACAACAGCAGACAGGAGAUGGCUCAGCAGUGACCUAGUCAUGGGCAUCAGGAAUGGGUGUGUGUGGACGUUACGGUGUGAAGAGGAGACAGAAGGAGGAGACAGACUGAUGGAGCGAACUGGGCAUUCUCUACCGGGCUGCUCAAGUCUGCCUCUCUGGUGGUGUCUUACAUUUGGACCAUCAAUGUAAAAAUCUCUCCUCUAUGGUGAUCCUGGAGGCAAAGACACUUUGUCACCAGGUGGACCAGCUGUCAUUUUCUGUAUUUCUGUUCCCUGAGGUCUGCGAUAUAUCAGAUUUUCCUGUAUUUUGUGUCUCUAAGCCUUGAUUGACUAACACAUGUAUAAAAUCCUCCCCAAAUUAACUCUGGCUCACCAGAUCUUGUUGGACUCCAUCGCCCCCAUGCAGCAGGAGAGUGAUGAUGGGAGUGUUCGUCUUGCAAUAUCUUGAGGGUCACAGGUUUCCCUCCCCUGAUGUAGCACCAGGGCAUAAUGGGAAAUGUUAAAUGGAGGUUUGUAAUUAGUUCCCUACCAUCUGGAGUCAGGUCAAAGCAUCAGCCUAGUAGCUGCCUGGGCUGAUGAAAGCUACUAUAUAUGUCUGAUGAACUGGGGUCAGUUUGGUGGGUCUACACCUAGUACAGAGCAGCCCUGAAAAAACUAGCUACCUGUAACAAUGUCUUCUCAUGCUCCAAGAACAUGAUGGAAGACGAAGACCAGAAAAGAAGGUCAGGUGCAAAUAAAUAAACAAACACUCCCCCAAAUACUAAACAAUACUUUUCUGGAAGGAACAUCACACUCAUUCCAGCACUCCUGGCCCCAAGACGAAAAGCUGCUAAUUAAAAUGCUUAGAAAGUUUAAACAGCUUUUAUUCACUUAUUGAUCAUUCAUAUUCAUUGUUACCUCCCUGCUCACAAGCAGGGGUAGAAAUAUCAAUAUCCCCCACACAUGCACCUCUUUUUGUGCGUACGAGGUGGUAAUAAAUUCACUUGCUAAGCAAUGCGUUCAAAUUAAUACAAAAUAAAUCAGCACCUUCACUAUAAACACAGCCUUUCUCCCUUUGCAAGCUCGAGGAAUGGGAAAAGAGAAGGCACAAUAUAUUAUGCGGGGCUUUAUUAGCGAGGUAAUUCAUUUCUAUAGCACUCUUCAAUGGACAGGGAUUUGGUUUAUACUUCUUUUCCUUUACUAUAACAAUAAUCUCGUGAGGCAAGGUGAGAGGAAGAGACAGUGGGCCGGUUCCCAUGACGAUCUAAGUCAACGACAGGCUUAGUGUGACGACACAAGGGUGCAUGGUUAAACUAUGGCAUUCAUCCGCGCAAGAGGUGGGGUUAGCCACCAACUUGGGUGACUUUGAAAGAGGACUGGGCAAAUUCACAGAGGAUGAGGCUAAAAAUGGCUACCAGUCAUUGUACAGAGGUGGUUUUAGGGUAGUGUAACCGGUUCGGUUGCACUGCGCUGCAGGGGUUGCCACAACAAUGCUGUAGAACGGAGCAUGAAAGGCAGGGGGCACUGAAUUUUAGCAUUGCACCGCUUCAAUUUGAGAGCCCAAAGCCUGCCUCUAUGUCGUGACUAUACGCAGCCUCCAUUUUUGGUACCAGUGUGUCCCUGAACACCGGCUGCUGGGAACUGAAAACAGGGAGAAUGCUGUUACAUGGGUACAGUGGUACCUCGGGUUAAGUACUUAAUUCGUUCCGGAGGUCCGUUCUUAACCUGAAACUGUUCUUAACCUGAAGCACCACUUUAGCUAAUGGGGCCUCCUGCUGCCGCCUCACCACCGGAGCACAAUUUCUGUUCUCAUCCUGAAGCAAAGUUCUUAACCCGAGGUACUAUUUCUGGGUUAGCGGAGUCUGUAACCUGAAGCAUUUGUAACCUGAAGCGUAUGUAACCUGAGGUACCACUGUAUCUGGUUGGGCACUGUGAGAACUAGUCUUGGCAGAGCAGAAGUCGCCAAUCAUUCACACACACACACACACACACACACACACACCAGUCAGAUAUUAGCACUGUUUGCGUGGGAGCCAUAUGGCCGCCAUGUUGUAUUUCUCAAAAUGCACUACCCAGCGUAGACAUGGGGGGCUAGCAAGUGAUCUCGUUGCCUCAAGUCGUUGUUUCAAACCACUCACAGGUCAGCCUGACAUAAGCUGAGGAGCCGACCCUUUAAAAAAUACCCUUUAUUGCCAUUCGACGGAGAGCGCUGACUUCUUCUAUUGAAAAUUUGGACUAUUAACAACAACCCGUGAGUAAUUGGGAAACCGGGUUCAAAAUUUUGGAUUUGGCACGAGCGGGGGCGAUUUAAAAGGAAGUCAAUCCCCCUACUGUAAGCAUUCCAAAACAAGGACUGGGUACCCAAGGUCGACAGGGAAGUAUGUCUCUGAUAAAAAUCAUUAAUUUCACGAUGGGAAAUUAUAAGAAAUGUGCUGGAGGAGAAGAGUGGAGGGUGAGACGAAAAAUGCAACCCCCCCCCCCUGGGAACCGGGGCGAUUCGUGGAGCCUGGUGAAGAGGACGGAGACUUUGACAGCUGUCAAAGUGGCUGUCAAAGCUGGAGAAUAUAAAGAGGACUUUGUUAUGAGGACCUUGCUGGUUAAAUUUUGUUACAAUUUGCUAUAAUAUGGAUAUAAACUGUUGGAAAAUAAGCAACAAUUUGACUUUUGGAUUAGAGGAUACAAAGUUAUUACAAUCCCCUAGAGGGGUUUCGGGAUACUACAAGAACGGUCGUAAGUGGAAAAAUACCCUGGGAUUCGCACAGGAUUUGUUAUCUUCUGGGAAAGCUGCAAAACUGAAAGAGUAUUUUGUUUACAGAGGAAGACAAUGGAAUUUUUUAUUGAAGAAAGAAAGGGACUGGACGUAAGUUUUUGUUCCUGAAUAACAAACCUCUGCAGAGACACUAGAUUUCUGAAUUAGAAAGUUUUAGCAGCUGAACAGGAUAAGAAAUCUGAGAAAGUGAGGAAUAAGAAGAAUAAAGGAAUGAUUACGACACGGAAAGAACAACGGGAGGAGUGGUAAAGAUCAAGGAAAUUAAAGGCCUUUGUUAGAUUGGACAUUUGAAGUCAAAUAUUAUUUAAAUUAAUAAACUAAAAGAAAACCGGCAUGAUGGAAUCGGGAGAAAUCUGGUCAUGAAAUGAGACUUCCAAGCUGAUAAUGUAUAGACUGAUGGACAUGAGGAAUUCAAACCGGGGAAAGGGGAGAUUUGAAAUCCAAAGGCUGUGUAACCAUUUUUUGAAUUUUUCUAUAUCUCUUAUUUUCUAUUUUUUUACAUAACUUACGCAUGUUAUUUUACUUUGAUCGGACGUGUUUAAUAAAAAAAGGGCAUUUGGGGAAGGAACUGGGGUGGAUCUUGGGAAAAUCUUUUUCUUUUUCUGUUAAUGAUGUGGGACGGUGGUAAGAUUUGUACAAUUCAAUCUGGAUAGUGGGUUAAACAAAUUAAGCUUUAAAUUGGGAGUGAGACUUGUAGAACCAAAUUAAGGAAAGGGGAAUACAAUUGGGGGAGGGGAGUCCCAGAAAGUAGGGAAUGAAAGUAAGGUUUUUAAAUAUCCUCUUUCUUUUGUCUUUUUUCUUUGUAUUUUUAUAUUUUUGGAAACUUUAAUAAAUAUGAUUUAAAAAAAAAAAAAAAUACCCUUUAUUGAACAGUAAUAUCUCACGGAAAUCAGAACUGAAACCACCAAGGCUUUUGCCUACAGGGGGAAAGGGGAGUGUAAACUGCAAAUAGAAAGUGAGAUGCUUAUUAAGAAAUCAACUCAAUCUAUUUGCCUUUUAUAACAAGCACAGCAGCCUUCCAGGCUCAGAGAUUAUUCUUUGAAAUACGUUUUAGAGUGUGUGAAGGGUAUAUAUUUGCAAAUAACCUCAUAUAAAUCCACAUACUUGCAGCUCGUUCUCAGCAUAAUUUAAUCUUUUUUACCAAAACAACCAAAUAAAUAUUUUUAAAAAGGAACAGCCAGCUAUUAACAACCAAGUCGAUACUAACCUAAUUUUCCAAAACUCAUUUUGAAGAGCAGUUUUCAGGAAACUUACUGGUAGCUCUAACUCUCAGCAAACUCCGGUAUAAAUGCAAUUUUCUUUAUUUAAGGGCUGCAAUUGGGGGGGGGGGUUCCCCCUUCAUGGUCUUGGUUUUUCAUUUCCAUUUGACUGGAGUAAAAUAUUACAGUUUGUGGCUCAUGCUUUGUUCUUUUUUAGGCUAAAAUCUCCCCCUUUUAAAAAAGCGGAUCGAUAUAUUUUGCAGAGUUGUUAGCCACCUUGUAAUAACUAGAAAUAUAAACAAGACUUAUCCCCUUUUGUUACGAAGAGGAAAAUAAGCAUGGAGCAUAAAUCUAAUCUGAUUGCCUGCCUAGCAGAUGGAGGAGGAAGCAUGGCCAGUUUCCUGCGAAGGCAACUGUUUAAUCACAUCAGCUUGGACUUGGCUAACAUUUAUAUUUGAACACUCUUUUGCUUUAAUUAUUUGGAAUGCUUAAAAAGCUUCUUCUGUAUUCCUCGAAGACAAGCAAUUAAAAACCGAAUAUUUCUAAUAGCUUGGCCUAUGGUCUAUUGCUCUAGGAGUAAAAGAUCUGGAAUCAGACUUAAGGUGAGACUGAGCCAAAAACAGGGGGAGCAUCAUGGGAAGAUUUUCAUCAACAUUUCAUCAGCAUCAGUCGUUUUCUUCAAGUGAUUUUUUUUUCAGGGACUGCUGCUGAGGCUACAGGGUUUCCAACUUGAUUGCCUUCGCUCUGAGGAAGGUUUCUUUGCCCUCCGAAAUGUCAUCACCUUUUAAAACCCUUUGCUCCUUUCCAAUUUCUGGCUAUGGAUACUCUUGCUGCCAUUAAGAAGUAGCCAAUUAAAUGUAUAAUGUAAAAUGGUAUAAUGUAAUUUGAGAGAUAGCACUUUGUUGGGGGGGGGACAAUGAACUUUCAAGACUUUCACAGUGGCCGUUUGUCCAGCACACAAAGACCCCAUCCCCAAAUAUAGGGCUGUGUUAAUGCCUUCUUUAUAAUUGACAUUAGCAAUUUUGGGGAUCUCUCCACUCCAGUGUCGUUGUUGUUGUUGUUUAGAUCUGAACCUUCAGGUCGAAUGCUAGAUGGAUGAGGGAGGAUGAAUUUUUCUUUUGUCAACAUGCAAUUCAAAGUACUUUUUUUGUAGCUGUAAAAGUAUAUCUCUCUCCCUCUGAAAUGUCACAUUCUCCAUGUGAUCCCUAAUUGGCUGGGGUCACACUAAGACAUAAGGAAAGAAGUGAUAACCAGGGAAAUGGUGCAAACGAAGCGGAAGAUUGGAAAGUGGGGGGGGGAUUGGAAGCUUCUAAUAUUGAGCCGUAGCGCUUGGUAGAGUAGUAUUGGCAGCGCUGGCUUGCUUACCUGGCUCCCCAAUGCUGAGAGUCCCUGCUGGUUACCAAGAAGGAGAAGGGAGAAGUGGUGGGGAGCUCAGCACAGUGUGGUUGCGGUGCUUGGAGAGUUGGACCCACUCCUCUGCCACGUCCCAGCACCUCCCUCCUUCUCCUCUCAGCAACUCUCAAGUGUUGGGGAGUCAAGCUAGCAACUGUUAAAACUCCGAAGCCUGUGAGCACUUUCUGAAGUCCUUUGCAUGCUACUAGGACCAGUCUCUUCACCUUUGAACUUCUUCAGUGCUGCCCAACUUAGAAGAGUAGUGCAGCUUUUCCUAGGCAACAAUCGAGGCUGCUCAGUCAGGACGACGAUCAGGAACAAAGUUGACGACUAGCAACUUGAUUUUGUGGUUUAUUAUAUACGGCAGUGGGACACAGGUGGCGCUGUGGGUUGAACCACAGAGCCUAGGACUUGCUGAUCGACUUGUGGUUCGAAUCCCUGCGACGGGGUGAGCUCCUGUUGCUCGGUUCCUGCUCCUGCCAACCUAGCAGUUCGAAAGCACGUCAAAGUGCAAGUAGAUAAAUAGGUACCGCUCCGGCGGGAAGGUAAACGGUGUUUCCGUGCGCUGCUCUGGUUCGCCAGAAGUGGCUUAGUCAUGCUGGCCACAUGACCCGGAAGCUGUAUGCUGGCUCCCUCAGCCAAUAAAGAGAGAUAAAGCAAUAAAGCGAGAUGAAGCGAGCCAAUAAAGCAACCCCAGAGUCAGCGACAACUGGACCUAAUGGUCAGGGGUCCCUUUACCUUUACUAUAUACGGCAGUAAACUCACAAGCUAUAUACAAGUUACUAUACACAGACAUGAACUUCAUCACUCUCCAAGCACUCCAGAUUACUCCUUACUAGCCAAACAAUGUCAUAGGUCAUGCUGCCUAUAUGAGAGAUCUCAGGCAAUCACCAAGCUGUUACCAGGUCCUCUUAUCUCCAGGCAAAUUUCUCCCGUGCUCUGUCUCCCUAGCCCAGGCAUCCCCAACCGUGGCCCUCCAGAUGUUUUGGGACUACAAUUUCCCAUCAUCCCUGACCACUGGUCCUGUUAGCUAGGGAUGAUGGGAGUUGUAGUCCCAAAACAUCUGGAUGGCCGAGUUUGGGAAUGCCUGCCCUAGCUUGUAGUCAAAACACUAAUUGCUCACUUGCCAAGCUACACGUAGGCUAUGAACGCCAACAGUCAGCUGCUACUGAGAUUGGCAUUCACAUAUAUAGGAUGGACUUCACCAAUGAAGCCCCAUCAGCAGAAGCUGUGUGCAAGGACUUCCGCUUGCACAAUGGGGCUUUCUCCCCAAUUCCUCCAGCCAUGCCCCCAGGGUCCCCUGAAAUUAGCUCUGUGGAGAGGUUGGAAGAAACCGCCAUCACCCCUGAACAUUGCAUGUGGGGGAGAGGAGAGAGGAUAUCUUCCAUCUGGCAGAAUCCUCCACCCAGUAGCACAGCUUUUGAAUCAAAUUUGAAAUGGCUGAUCCUUCACUUGAGCUUUGACUUAUGGGUCUGAAUGUCAACAUGGCACUAUGGGUGCUUUUACACCCAUGAUGAUAUUUAACCCUGGUCUUAGUUUAUACUUCAAGGAUCAGAGGAAAGCUGGCAAUCUGUCUGAAUCGUCAUUCAUGCAAGCAUAUUCUCCAGGGAGGAAGCUGGAUGAUGCCCAAUUUGCCUCUGCCAUAUUUCAUUGGCAACCAGCUUUCCUUGUGAUGCCGUAAGUCACAAGAUGGCUCUGGUGUGGCUAAUGCCAAUUAGCGUUCGGAACAACAUUAUCAGCCCAGUUCAGGACAUCGGGUGAGCUUGGCGAAAUCCGGGCAUUUUAUCUGGGCUGUGAAUUGGUCAGUUUCAGACUAACUAUGCUGCAAGAAAUGUAUUUCCACAACACUGCAUGCCUAAGGGUCAUUGCAGGAGCAACCUAUCUGGGUGCUUCAAUUGUCUAUAGCAUUGCACUAUGUGUCAGCUUUAGUUAUCCCUACUCAGAACAGGCAGGAUGCCCUGGGUUCGCUCAAGGGUUACUACAUGAAGAGCUCAAAUCUAACAAAUACACUGUGGGACUGUAAGAAAACAACACAAUGCAUUUACCGGUGGGUUGGCAGGCUUUAUCCACUCUGGAAGGGCUAAAAUGCCUGCAAAUGUUAUCCAAAGUGUGGGGGGGCGGGGGGGUUAAUAGGGGUCAUUUUUAAAUUUGCAGACUCAAAACCCUGAGCCAAAACAGGCACUAUGAUAUCAUAAUAAACAGCCAUGGCUCUCCCCAAAGAAUCAUGUAAUUUGUUAAGAGUGCUGAGAAUUGCUCGGAAAGCCCUAUUCCCCCUCUUAGAGUUUCAAUUCUCAGUAUGGUUUAACAGUCAAUCUCUGGGAAUUGUAGCAUGGUCGGGGGAAUAGGGGUCUCUGAGCAACUCUCAGCAUCUUUAAUGCACCACAGCUCCCAGAAUACUUUGGGGGAAGCCAUGACUGUUUAACGUAGUAUCAUAGUGUUUUAAAUGUAUGGUACGAAAAUGGCCAAAGACUGGAUUUUUUUUUUAUUCACUGUGGAAGCCAGAAAUACAUAUUUCAGUUGGACGGGCCAGAUUGUGGCAUUCCUGAAGGAUGUUGUUGUCGUUUAGUCGUGUCCGACUCUUCGUGACCCCCUGGACCAGAGCACGCCAGGCACUCCUGUCUUCCACUGCCUCCCGCAGUUUGGCCAGACUCAUAUUUGUAGCUUCGAGAACACUGUCCAACCAUCUUGUCCUCUGUUGUCCCCUUCUCCUUGUGCCCUCCAUCUUUCCCAGCAUCAGGGUCUUUUCCAGGGAGUCUUCUCUUCUCAUGAAGUGGCCAAAGUAUUGGAGCCUCAGCUUCAGGAUCUGUCCUUCCAGUGAGCACUCAGGGCUGAUUUCCUUAAGAAUGGAUAGGUUUGAUCUUCUUGCAGUCCAUGGGACUCUCAGGAGUCUCCUCCAGCACCAUAAUUCAAAAGCAUCAAUUCUUUGGCGAUCAGCCUUCUUUAUGGUCCAGCUCUCACUUCCAUACAUCACUACUGGGGAAACCAUGGCUUUAACUAUACGGACCUUUGUUGGCAAGGUGAUGUCUCUGCUUUUUAAGAUGCUAUGACCUGUCCAUCUUGGAUACUAUGACCUGUCCAUCUUGGGUGGCCCUGCACGGCAUAGCUCAUAGCUUCUCUGAGUUAUUCAAGCCCCUUCUCCACGGCAAGGCAGUGAUCCAUGAAGGGGUCCUGAAGGAUACAGAGAUACAAUGAACUCCAUAUCUAAUAUUUGAAAAUCAGGAUUCCUUUCCCCCAACACUGGGGAAAUCAUCUUCUUUUCCUUAAGUUACGGCCCUCACCGCAUCAUGUAGCCUGUAGCAUUGUUAAGUGUACAAAGCUAGGGAGAGGCUAAUCAGCUUGUUAGCUGGAGUGGCUUGCUAAUGGCAAAGAGCCCUGGUUCUUUUGUUGUUAUCAUUAGGAAGGAGCUUUUCAUGUUCGAAAUACUCCACAAACCCGAGCUGCUUAAUUAAUCUGUGCAACAACAUUUGAUCCCCCGCUCCUCUUACUGGAGAGUGAGUAUUUACCAAGCACACUCAAAAAGAACACAGCGCACCAAUGUUGACAGCAGGCUUGAGAGAUUGAUCUACGGCUGCAUGCUGUACUCAGCUGCUAAUUUGUUUCACUAAGCAAAACAAAUACUUCCCGUAGGGUCUACUGUUGCUCUUCAGGUGGUGGCGGUAGCAGCUUCCGCAGUACACAGGUAUGGCAGCAAACAUAUUAUCAUCCUAGUGAGAGUGAGACAACAUGCAACUGGAAGGUACAGAGUCUACCGGGAAUGCCUAUCAAGCAGCCAUCCUAAAUUAUUGAUGUAAUUACGAACCUGCUCACAUAGAGUCAGGGCAUUUCGUUCCAUCCGAGCAAAUGAUUGAGGACUGGAAUGCCUACGGGACAUUUUUAUUUUGCAGAGCAUGGGGAUGACAAAUGGCCAGUAAGCAGUGUUGCAUUUAGCCCAAGCCUGCGCAAUUUGCGAUCCAUCAAGGCGGAUGCAGCCCAUUGGCCCUGUGUUGGGGCCUGCCACACAAAUAAAACACACACACACACUUUUGACUUUGCAGACAGGUAGCAAAAACAAGGAGGCCAUGCGCAGCUGGUGAAACAAACUUCAGCUAGGUAGAUCUGGUUGUGUAGGCCAGCUUCACACUUUCUUCUCAGGAACUGUUGUUGUUGUUGUUUAGUCAUUUAGUCGUGUCCAACUCUUCAUGACCCCAUGGACCAGAGCACGCCAGGCACUCCUGUCUUCCACUGCCUCCCACAGUUUAGUCAAACUCAUGCUGGUAGCUUCAAGAACACUGUCCAACCAUCUCGUCCUCUGUCGUCCCCUUCUCCUUGUGCCCUCCAUCUUUCCCAACAUCGGGUCUUUUCCAGGGAGUCUUCUCUUCUCUUGAGGUGGCCAAAGUAUUGGAACCUCAGCUUCAGGAUCUAUCCUUCCAGUGAGCACUCAGGGCUGUUUUCCUUCAGAAUGGAGAGGUUUGAUCCUCUUGCAGUCCAUGGGACUCUCAAGAGUCUCCUCUAGUACCAUAAUUCAAAAGCAUCAAUUCUUUGGCGAUCAGCCUUCUUUAUGGUCCAGCUCUCACUUCCAUACAUAUUCUCAGGAAUACAAGUCCCAAUUUUAUCAACAUGAUUUGCUACUAACUUUGGUUCCAUUGAUGGUAUUGCCUUUGGUGUCCUUGGCCCAGUCCUGUGGAAAACUCUGCCAAGAGAAAUUGAGCAGGCUUCCUCUUGUUUCAACUUAUUAAAUGGCUGCUGAAAACUUUUCUAAUUCCACCCGGCUUAUGCAGGCAAUUAAAAUCGCAUUCCUCCACAAUAGCCAUCUGAAUUUUGAUUUAACUUUUUUAUAUGGUUUUUAUUGUAUGGCUUUUUGUUCAGUUGUUGUGAACCGCUUCAAUGCUUUCUUUAUGAAACAGUGGUGUAUGAAUAUUUUCAUAAAUAAGUUAAUAAACAAAUGCACAGUACCUGAGAACAAAAAGCAUGCACAAGAUUGGGAUCAGUAACUGAAAACCAUUGCUUUCACUCAUAUAAGUGAUGCUAUCCUCAUUGGUCUGAUUGCCAUAAGUUGCCAAGCUCAUGUUGAGGUAGUCCAGUGCUGAAAUAAAUACAGGCAUUACCUGCAAUGGAAUUAGUCCAGUUUCCCCUCUGGUACCUGCUUGAUGUAGUUUGGUGCAACUGGGUGUGGUUCUAAUUUGAUCUCCAUCUGCAUUUUUCUCUCUAUCAGCUUCAUGUUGAAGUUCAUGUAAGGCUGUAUGAGAUACUCUGUCUUCUUGUGAGGACAGUCAUAUCUCAGAAGCCAAACAUCUUGCCAGCCGAACAUUUUGGCUCCUGAACGUCACAAACCCGGAAGUGGUUGUUCCAGUUUGUGAACGUUCUUUGGAACCCUAAUGUUUGUCGCAGCUUCCGCAGCUUCCGAUUGGCUGCAGGAGCUUCCUGCAGCCAAUCGGAAGCCGUGCCUUGGUUCCCGAAUGUUUUGGAAGUCGAAUGGACUUCUGGAACGGAUUCCCUUCGACUUCCGGGGUACCACUGUAGUUGUAUUCCUUUGUCUUAUUUCUAACAAUCGUAAUGCUAUUUUACCAUCUGACUUAAGAGCCAAACCUACUUAGGGCAUUGAGCUUGAGGACAAGUGGAUACCAGGCCAGCGUGCCAAGAUACUGGGCCAUGUUGAGUUGACUUGGGUUGACCAGGGAUUGGGCUGAGACAGCCCUGGAUUGCUGCAGAUUAGACAGGGUCUACCUCUGGUGAUUCAGGGCUGUCAAAAUUUGGGGCAGUCUCACAGAAAGGAGAGGCAGGAAGGAGAUGUGCAAGCAGCCUGCAUUCAUCUCCUUCCCUCCUCCCACCUACUUCAUGUUUAAUUAGGGUUUGAAACCCUAAAUAAAUGCUGUGCUGGGCCCCAUAUCCGUCUGAGGCCUGGAUCAGGUCAGGUUGGGUCAACCCCUGAUUGACCCAGGAUGGCACAAAGCCAUUGGAAAGCACCAGAUUUGGCCCCUAAUUGGAUCGGGUGGCAUGUACACUCCUGCAUCCCUGUGAGCCACAGGCAAAGAGAAAUAAUAAAGAUUGAUUAAUGAUCAUUAUUUACUUAAUUAGCAUAAUCCAUAAUUAAUAUUAUAGAGCAAAUAUUAUUCAGUUUACACACAGAGUGAGACACACAAAAAGUCAAAAUUGGCAUAUUUCUGGAUUCUCUUGUUUAAAUAAGCUUGCGUCAUAAUUUUGUGACUCUUGAUAUUUGAAUAUUUUGAUGGCAAUUUCAUCUAUGUGAAAUGCGAGACCUCACGGAAAGCUCUAUUGUUGGAAGCCGGACAGUAUUUGAUAGUUGGCAGGCUAUGACAUAUGAGAUUUGGCACUUGGUAUUUGAUAUAUGACAGUAUUUGAAAGGCAGUAGGUGUUUUUUUUUAGCUACUUGACUUGUGUUUGAUUUCAAACAUUGGGUUUUAUAUUUUAUAGUGAAUAUGCAUUUGCUAUCCUCUGUAUAAAAUUUGAUUUGCUGCUUGAUCCAUUAAUAUUAUUAAAAAUGGAGGAGUCCCCUAGGUGACUCAUCCAUAGAUAGAAAAAUAACAGAUAGGCUUAGGUUUAAAAUCAAAACUUUCUUUGACGGUGGAGCACAAGGCACUGAUAAUACACUCUUUGGCUUCCACAAGGUUGCUAUACAGUGGUACCUUGGUUCUCAAAUGCCUUGGUACUUGGAACCCAAACACUGCAAACCUGGAAGUAAGUGUUCCGGUUUGUGAACUUUUAUCGGAAGUCAAACGUGCUCUGUUUUGAGUGCUACGCUGAUGAUUUGAGUGCCACACUUCCGUUUUGACUGUUACACUGAGGUCUGUCUGUUUUUGCUAUUUAUUUUGCGUUUUUGCUUCUGCGGCUCUUUUUGUUUUGUCUUUGUGACUGUGUGGAACCCAGUUCAGCUACUGCAGCACAUUGUUUAUUGCUUUCAUUUUAUGGAUCAAUGGUCUCAUUAGAUAGUAAAAUUCGUGUUAAAUUGCUGUUUUAGGGGUUGUUUUUAAAAGCCUGGAACGCAUUGAUCCAUUUUGCAUUACUUUCUAUGGGAAAGCACACCUUGGUUUUGGAACGCUUUGGUUUUGGAACCGACUUCCGGAAUUGAUUAAGUUUGAGAACCAAGGUGCCACAUACAGAGUGCCUUCAGAAUAUGACCCGGAACUUCAAAUAUAUAUACCAAAAAAUGAGAGGUGUUGUUUUUUUAAAAAAAACAUGUGCAUGUAGCCUAAGGUAUCAAAAAAGAAAGCUGAGGGAUUUUACUUAGCACAGCUGCCACAAAAAGACAUGUGUGUCUUCCAGUGUCAAGGGAGUUAAUGUUGCUUUCUGUGGAUCUGUUUUCAUAUACCUUUUCCCAGAGGUGAAAAGGCUUCCAACUUGGGAAGCAAAGCCAGAGCCAUACAGUAAUAGGUGCUUUCUGAUACCCUCUAGUAUCCAAGUAAGCUUUUAAAGGCUACUUCUUGCAAUAGCAUCCACGAGAACAACUGUGAUUCACAGAAUAUGACAAAAGGCUCAGGGAGGAAGAAAAAGAGGCAUUUGUCUACCUUUCUCUGCCAGUGGCGGUACUGAUUUUGCUUUUCCUACCAGUAGAGAUCCAGAGAAGAGAUACUGAAGUGAAAUAGACUUAAACAAGGAUCUUGACAAUGUGCAAAGUCUUGAUGAGACCCGUUCUUAAAUGUUCACGUCAGUGGCAGUGCAACAGCUAUCUUUGGUUUCUUAUUCCUAAUAUAAAAGCUGGGCAUUGACCAUUACUGAAUAAGUCAGGGCCCUUUGUUUGAGACUAUUUUGCAGUUAAAUAAGCAGCAGCUGGGAGUGCAAGAUGACGGGUUAUUAAGGCAAUCACAGGCAGUCUGUGCAUUUCAGUUUAGUUAGUUAUUUUAUUGAACUGAUAAAUUGUCUCCCUCAACUGAAUGUCCUGAAGUGAUUUGCAAGAAUAAUUUCCAAGAAACAAAUACAGCAAUGCAGUAAACACAUACACAUCUUUUUUAAAAAAUGGAAUCAGAGCUUUGAGGCAAAACAAAACCAUCUUAGUUUGAGCCUAGCAUCAGAAUGAUGACAAAAUUGGUGCCUGGCAGGCCUCUCAGGGGACAGUAUUCCAUAGAUGGGUAGCUACUACAAAGAACAACAACAACCCAACAACAACAGUUGUAUUUUUGCCACCCUCUGGACCUCGCUUAGAGGUAGCAUGCGGUGAAGGGUCUCAGUUAAGCUAACUGUGUGCAUGAUCUGCAUUGAACUAUUAAGAGCAGCGUUUGUGUUUCUGGAUACAGAUCCUGAUGUCUGGUCAGUGCUUGAAAUGCUUUGAUUUAACAAAGUUCGCUGAAUUAGUUCGAAGUUCAAAAAUCUCUAAACUACACCUGAAAGCAGUUCCCAUAAUUGCAGGGUAAACUGGAUAUGAUGAAUUUUGAUGUAGAACUCUGAAUGAUUUCUUGUUCAUCUUCCAGUUGAAUCUUUUGCAUGCAGUUUUUACUCUUCAGAUUCUUGGGAGUCUUUGAACUUGGAGAUCAUAAUUGUUGGGGGAACUAAAUCAAAGAAUUCACAUUUCACUGCAAGUGCACUUUGAUGUUUUCUUCGACGCUUGUAACAUUCUGAAUGCUGAACUGUUUUUUGUUUGUUUGUUUUUGCCAAGGGUGAUUCGAAUGAACUUGAAUUGAACUGCAAAAAAUGAACUAGUUUGUUUUGCAAAGGGAUAAACAUGAAGUGAAAUUAGUUUCCUUUUAUACAUGCUGAACUUGAACUAGUUCGUUUUAAAAAUCAAAUUUCAAAACUCUGUGCACAGUUAAUAUGCUGUGGAUGGUACUAUGCAUGGAAAAAGAAACAACUUCCAUUGUGCUCAGUACACAACUGCUCUUGUAUAAGUGUCCUAACCAUGCAGGGCCAGUGUGCAGUAAGGCAGCAACCAUCUGAAGAUGGGCAACAUUCAUACAUCCACAGGCAGCAGAAUCAAACAAAUCCGCAGUGCAAAGCCAGUGUGUAUUUUAAGUACAACUUGGUUUGACAGUCUCCAGAACUUAACAGAAGCCGAUAAUAUCCUUGGGCACAGGUUGCCCCCCACUUCUAAUAUGGAGAUAACAAUAUUAAGUGGUGACUGAUGUGAUGAGUUGGUUUGAUGCCAUCCUCCCCAAGGAAGCAUUGACCUCAUUAUACUUGCUCUGCUAUCUCUCAUGGCGGGGCUUAGGGAGUUCAUGCUUGCAUCACCCAUUGCAAUCAAAGCACAAAAGGUUCCAUCUCAUCAGUUUCUGCAUAUUUCAGAAGUUUCCUACAGAUACUUUAGGCAGACAAAGAGAAGCCUUCCUCCUGAGGUGGUAUUAUCACCCUUCUCCAUCUAUAUUUGGUUAAAAAAGGAAUACGGAAAAACAAUAACAAAUUCCCCUGUCACCUCCUCUACAGCGAGCGGCUUAAGACUUCCUCGGAGAUAAUGGAACAUUAUGUGAUAAUACACAUAAAAAGGUUUUUGACACUUCAUUCAUUGCAGCUCAGCUACAAUAGAGCUCUUCUCCAAAGAGAAAGAACAACACAAUGCCUCUGUCUUUAAAGAACGAGGAGCAUCUUUUGCAACGCCGGAAUCACAAGUGAUACUAAUGAAGAUUGGAUUCCUGCGCCACCCACUUUAA
Podarcis lilfordi (Lilford's wall lizard) is the source of this 22090-nucleotide messenger RNA. Lineage: Eukaryota; Metazoa; Chordata; Lepidosauria; Squamata; Lacertidae. The record is from the annotation of a GenBank genome assembly.